AUGACCACGUGAGCGCUUUUUUUGAAGGUCCUCAAUAAUGCUUUCAUUCAAUAUUGAAACUUCAGGAAAGUCACUAUGAAUGGCAAAUCGUACUUUGGCGUGCAGUUCAGCAUGCGGGAAGUCCUUGGGCCUUGUCAGAAGCUUCGAAUGUUUAUUAAAAACGCCGUCUCGUGGAGCUCGGACGUAAGAAUCGACUUCAAUCGGCUUUUUUUUCACGAAGCGUUCUUUUGAGAUCCAACGCGCCAGAGUUGUAUGCAGAUGUGAGGAGACCGUGGACAUUUUUCGCCUAGAACGACCUUUUUGAUCUUUUUGAAAUGCCCUAUAAAAUAAAUAAACACACAGAGAAAUCGUACAGCAUAUUAACCUGAGGGUCGAGCUCAACUGUAUAAAAACCAAAAAAAAUACGUUUUCCUCCUGUUUUCCAUGAAGUCCGCCAUUUUUCUCGUUAUGUCUUUCGCCACUUUUACAAUCACAGAGGUAACGAGGACCUUUUUAUAAGAAACACUUCUUUUUCAGGCUUGUCAUUCCUCAGUCAUGAUGGACUCUACGACGCAAAGGUCAGAACAAUUUAGCGAUAACUGAGACAUUUGAAUUUCAGAGAUUGUGAAACUAGGGCCGUAAUUAUUUUGAAAUCUACGUACAUCUGGGACGAGCAGAGGACUGGAGUCUACGAGAAAAAAUUCUCGAAGAACUUGAAGGACCUCCAGACUUACAGCCACACGAGCAUCGACUCGUUUGGCGAAAUUACACGACAAGUUGUGUAAGUUUUUUCUUCAUUUAUCUCUGCAUGAACUUUUUUAAAAUUUCUUUUAAGUAAACUUGAAGCUCCAAGAGGCUCUAUUUACGGAGAGCGUGUUACCGUCGAGAAGUUAUCGAAAGAUUGCGCGGAUGUUCAAGAAGUCGUACGAAAAGCAGUUUCGUGGAGCGACGAUGUUCGUUUGAAAAGAAUUUUCCCUUUUUACGUAAUAGUAGAACCCAAAAUUUUUUUUCCAUUUUCAUUGCAGAACAGUCGACCGAUUUCUUCACCAAGUGGAAUUUGUUUCAGAUUCCAACAGCCACGAUUCACUGCCGCUGCAACCCGGCCAAGGACAUUUUUAAGUUGACCUCGACCUCUCCAGCCAACACUCCUUGA
Molecule: messenger RNA, 1132 nt
Organism: Caenorhabditis auriculariae
Lineage: Eukaryota; Metazoa; Nematoda; Chromadorea; Rhabditida; Rhabditidae
Source: the annotation of a GenBank genome assembly